This is a messenger RNA of Capra hircus (goat), 3953 nucleotides long. RefSeq names its product zinc finger protein 181 (gene ZNF181). Lineage: Eukaryota; Metazoa; Chordata; Mammalia; Artiodactyla; Bovidae. The record is from RefSeq and is a predicted model, not a curated record. Gene Ontology annotation, biological process: regulation of DNA-templated transcription. Bases 1481 to 3196 code for a protein of 571 amino acids. The transcript is spliced from 5 exons.
ACACGACUGAAGUGACUUAGCACACAUAUCUUCAAUAUUGGUAUUAUCAUAUUAUGAAUCAACAGUGCCUCCCAUGUUACACAAAUUUUUGAAAAACUGAACACAAAAAAUCCACUGGAAAGGGAAUUAUAUUAGAUAAAUAAUAAAUCAUUCAGACUGCAAUACAGAGACAGAAAGAUGGAAAUUAGAGGAAAACAGAGUGGAAAAAUCUACCUAACAACUAACUGGAAUUCACAAGAAGAGGAGAAAAAAUGGAGAAGAGCCCAAUAUAUGGAGAAGGAAAUUUUUCUGAGGACGGGAAGAUGCCACUUAACAGAUUCAAUCUGCUCAACAAUCCCAAGCAGGACAAAAGGCAAAGAAUUUCAUAAAAAGCAUGAGAAAAUUCUCUCGUGCUAUUUACAAUUUUUUAAAAAAACAGGUAAAAAGAAUUUAACUUAAAAAGAAAAUAAAGGCGACAACCCAAAUUAACACCAAGAGUAGAAUGCUCUGGCCUUGACACAUCUGUCCAGCGCCUGUGUAGGUGGGCUGGGCAAAGUCCCAAGGACAGAGGAGGGUCAGAGGAGUGGUUUUUCCCACGACUGAGGGUCUUUAUCCUCAAAACCCUCACUUGAGUCCGAUAAUCCUGAGUCCUUCGAGGACAUGUAAUGCACAUCACCGUGGUAGUCAGUGUCCAAGCGACGGCGGACCCCACGAACUUCCGGGAAGUGCAGUUGGUCCCCAUUCAGCUAAUGUUGUGACAGCGCGGAUAUAGGGUAUUUGGGGAAAUACAGUCCUGGAAAAGUGGAAGCUAAAUACUCAAGAGCAGUACAAGCCGAGCAGAGUGGCAGCAAAGUUUUGAAUGACGGAUCUUCGGCUGGCAGAGGCCACUUCUUGUCCCGCACCAGCAAGUCUGCCCUUGUUCAAGGAGGAAAACGUCUGCACGAGCACAGAAACGACCCAAAAGACGUUUCACGGCCUCAUAAUCUUCAGGGAAACAUAGCUUCCCGGUUUGGGCUCUCAUUAUCUUCACAGCGCUUGUAGACGCUGCCGUUGGUUUCGGGAAGCGAAGUUCGCCAGAGACGACUGUUGUCCCCUGCAUUCUUCCGAGGGGAUCGACUCCGGCAGAGUCUCCAAGCGGUGUAAUUUCUCACAAAGCUCAACCCGUGGUCUCGCGGUGCUCCGAGAUCGCGCGGCCGCUGAGCCUCCUGGGAAGUGUGGUUUUCUGGAAGGCAACCGUGCGAGUCACUGGCAACUUUUCUCCGUGAAGCGGAGGAGUCUGAGAAGUGCCGUCCGCACCGGGGCUCCGCCUGGGGCUGCUCGGCGUUUGUCUUCGACCCAGCAGCAGUAUUCUUGGUCCUGAAAUCGCGCAGGACUCUGGGCAGCGCCGUUCCGGCGAGGCAAGCGGCCUUUGUUCCCUACAGCUACACGGCGCGUCAGGCACUGCCCUUCUAUAAGACAACCUGGAAAGAGGGCUGUGUCGACUAUUGGAAAUUGCAGAGUCAUGUUUCAGGUGACAUUUAGUGAUGUGGCCAUAGACUUCUCUCAUGAAGAGUGGAGAUGGCUCAAUUCUACUCAGAGGGAUUUAUACAAGGAUGUGAUGGUCCAGAAUUAUGAGAACCUGGUAUCCCUAGCAGGUCUUUCUAUACCUAAGCCAUAUGUGAUUGCUUUAUUGGAGGAUGGCAGAGAACCUUGGAUGGUGGAGGAAAAGCUGUCAAAAGAUAUGUUUUCAGAUUGUAAAUCAAGAUGGGAAAACAAAGAAUUAUCAAUGAAGGAGGAUAUUUAUGAUGAAGAUUUACCCCAAAUGGUAAUAAAGGAGAAAACUACACAACAAAAUCAUGAAUUUUCAAAUUUUAACAAGGACUUGUAUUAUAUCAAAAAGUUGGAGGGGAAGUAUGAAAAUCAAGUAGAGCAUUUCAGACCAGUGACCCUCACCUUUAGAGAAAGUCCCAUUGGGGAAAGUGUUUACAAAUGUAAUGUGUUUAAAAGCAUCUUCCAUUUAAAGUCUAUUUUUUCUGAACCACAGAGAAUUUCUGCUGAAGGGAAGUCACAUAAAUGUGAUAUACUUAAGAAGAGCUUACCAACAAAUUCCGUUAUAAAAAAUGAGAAUAUCAAUGAUGGAAAGAAACUUCUGAAUUCUAAUGAAAGUGUGGCAGCCUUCAGCCAAAGCAAAUCUCUUACCCGUCACCAGACUUUGAAUAGAGAGAAAAUCUAUACCUGCAGUGAAUGUGGGAAAGCCUUUGGCAAACAAUCAAUCCUUAAUCGGCAUUGGAGAAUUCAUACAGGAGAGAAACCCUAUGAAUGUCAUGAAUGUGGGAAGACUUUUAGCCAUGGCUCAUCCCUUACUCGACAUCAAAUAAGCCACAGUGGAGAGAAACCUUACAAAUGUAUUGAAUGUGGAAAAGCCUUUAGCCAUGUCUCAUCACUUACUAAUCAUCAAAGCACUCACACUGGAGAGAAACCAUACGAAUGUAUGAACUGUGGAAAGGCAUUUAGUCGUGUUUCACAUCUCAUUGAACAUCUGAGAAUUCAUACUCAAGAAAAACUCUAUGAAUGUCGAAUAUGCGGGAAGGCAUUCAUUCACAGGUCAUCUCUCAUUCACCAUCAGAAAAUUCAUACUGGAGAGAAACCUUAUGAAUGUAGAGAAUGUGGAAAAGCCUUUUGCUGUAGCUCACACCUUACUCGACAUCAAAGAAUUCAUGCUAUUGAGAAACAAUUUGAAUGUAACAAAUGUCUGAAAGUCUUUAGCAGCCUCUCAUUUCUUAUUCAGCACCAGAGUAUUCAUACUGAAGAAAAGCCCUUUGAAUGUCAAAAAUGUGGGAAAUCUUUCAACCAACCUGAAUCACUGAAUAUGCAUUUGAGAAACCACACUAGAUUGAAACCUUAUGAAUGCAGUAUAUGUGGGAAAGCCUUCAGUCACAGGUCAUCUCUGUUUCAACAUCACAGAAUUCAUACUGGAGAGAAACCCUAUGAAUGCGUUAAAUGUGGGAAGACCUUCAGCUGUAGUUCAAACCUUACUGUACAUCAGAGAAUUCAUACUGGAGAAAAGCCAUAUAAAUGUAAUGAAUGUGGGAAGGCAUUUAGCAAAGGCUCAAAUCUUACUGCCCAUCAGCGAGUACAUAAUGGAGAGAAACCCACUAGUACAAUAAGUGUGGAAAAGUCUUUAGGCCAUAUGAGUCACUGUGUGUAUGAAAGAUCACAUAAUAGAGAAACUGCAUAAAGGCAGUGUUCAUCAUACUAUACUGUAGCUGUAGAUCUUCCCAGAUUCAAAAUCAGAAAAUCCAUACUGGAGAAAAUUCUUAAGAAUGUAAUGAAUAUGGGAAGGUCUAGCAAUGAUAUAAGCCUUAUGGUUUAUCACAAUUCACACUGUAGAGAGAUUAUGAUGGCAAUGUGUGGGAAAGACUUUAGCCAGCAUUAAUCCCUUAGUUGACAUAAGUAAAUCCACACUGGAGAAAAAUCCUUUAUAUGUAACAAGUUGGGAAAGACAUUAGGCAAACAUGAAUCUCUUAAGAAACAUAACACACAUACAGGAGAGAAGCAAUACGAAUAUAGAGAUUGUGGGAAGUCCUUCAAUUAAAAUACAUCCUUCAUUCUCUACAUCAGAGAACUCACACCGAAGAGAAAGUUUAUGUAAGGAAUGUAGCAAAGUGUUCGUUUACUAAGCUUACAGGCAUCAGAAGAUUAAUGCUAGAACCACCUGAAGGAUGUAGGAAAUAUGUUUAAGUCUUUCUUUGCAUUGAUGCUAAUUUGUAAACAGUUCUACAGGAGAGCAAACAAGCAUAAAUCAACAUGCAUAUCAUAAAGUAGCAGCAUGCAUUUUACUCCAGGUCCUACAUAAAAAUUAGCUAAUGGGCAUGUGAAGAUAUAUAGUCACUCAGUGAAUCCAGUAAAUGUAAUAAAUGAACAUUGCAAUAGAAGUAAAAAGUGGUAUGAAUAAAAUUUUUCAUUUCUAAUAAAGUGGUUUUGUAUAUGUUGAA